AGGUUACUGGGCAUGCUCAGUUCGGCCGCGCAUGCUCAGUGCAGCCAAAGUAGCGAAUCGGGAGCGGUUCAUGUUUCUGUCGUUACAGACCACGUGUGACCUGAGGAGCCCCUGGAGGGGAAGGGAGGAGCCGGCGACACCAUGUGAGCCGCUGGCGGGGGCGGCAGGAGCCCGCCGUGAAGACAGAUGGGGUGAGAGAGAGUCAGCUCCAGCUGUCAGCGCGGCUUCAGCCCUGCCCCCGCCCGCGCCCCUCCUCCGCCGCGCGUCUCCCCCCGGCCUCGGGCAAACCAUGGCGUCCAGCGAGGAGGACGGGGCCGGCAGCGGCUCGCUGGAGGAGAAGGAGAAGGGCAGGAAGAGGCGCCUGGGCGCGUUGGCCACAGCUUGGCUCAUCGGCUACAACAUCGCCAUGACCGCCGGGUGGCUGGUAUUGGCUAUUGCCAUGGCACGGUUUUACAUGCAGAAAGGAACAUACAAAGGCUUAUACAAAACUAUUCAAAAGACACUUAAAUUUUUCCAGACAUUUGCUGUGCUUGAGAAAAAUUCUGAUCUGGAUAAGAUGUUGCAUGUGAAACUGAGAUUUGGUUUUGAAGCUGAAGAGCAAGGUAGUCCACUGUGCAGUUGGAAUAGUUCGCACCUCUGUGCUUGUGACUGGGGUCCAAGUGAGUUCAAGAAUCUUCAUGGUGUGGUUUAUAACACACAGUAUAAAACAGAAAUCCCAGGAGGUUUUCAGCCUUCAGGCACAGAAGUCUAUUACCAAAUUCAUCCCCUUUUAAAGAAAAUAAAUAAAUCACUUGUGUGUAAUUCUUCUUCUCAGAAGGUAUUAUUUGUAAAAGACCCCCAACCAUCAUCUUUGCACAGUUGGGGAUUCCCCCUUCCCCAAAGGAUCUGAUGUUCUGAAGCAGCAGAUACAACUUUUUUAUCAUCUUGUAUCCUGUUGGAGUUGCUGGUGAACUUCUAACUAUUCAUGCUGCAUUACCUUAUGUGAAGAAGACAGGCAUCUUUUCACUGAGACUUCCCAACAAGUAUAAUGUCUCUUUUGAC
Molecule: messenger RNA, 1041 nt
Organism: Mauremys mutica (yellowpond turtle)
Lineage: Eukaryota; Metazoa; Chordata; Testudines; Geoemydidae
Gene: HACD1
Product: 3-hydroxyacyl-CoA dehydratase 1
Exons: 7
Coding region: 32-889 (285 amino acids)
Biological process (GO): very long-chain fatty acid biosynthetic process; fatty acid elongation; sphingolipid biosynthetic process
Cellular component (GO): endoplasmic reticulum membrane
Molecular function (GO): 3-hydroxyacyl-CoA dehydratase activity; phosphatase activity
Source: RefSeq, a predicted model, not a curated record